AUGAGAACACGUCCCUCGCGCAGGUCGACGUUUGCUGCGAAAAAGGCGGACAUCGUCGUACCAGUUGAAGACGUUCAGGGAGCUCGCUUGCCCAAGAAGUCCAUCAUGUCGCCACCAAGAGCAUCCCGGGCAGGGGCGAUCAAGCCUUCGCUGUCAUCACCGAAGUAUGCGAAGGGUGAAGCAGCAAGGACAGUGAAUUUUCCGGCCAAGCCGGUUGCCCUCGUGAGGAUGAAGUCGCACUCGGACCACUUCCUGAGCGCUUUGGAUAGACCAUCUCCGCGACCCCGCAUUGGGCGACCCAGCCAGCAAGCUCCGAACGCCGCAGACGACAUACUCACCGACCUCCGAGGCCUGACGAACGCUCCCGACGUGCCAAGGUUCGACCCAUUCAGGCCACCAUCAAAGUUGGAAGGCAGCGUCGGCGCGUCGGGCAUCGGUUUCACCACAACUGCUGUCUCGCCACCCAAACGCACGAACCAGAAGCGCCUGUCAUCGUUUCCAGGGAUGACCCGAUAUUCCGAGACAACAGAGAACGCGCCUAAGCGACUUGUAGUAUAUUCGAACCGAGAACAGACCCUGGAACUGCAGAAAAUUGCUGCAAUUAGCAAUGACAGCAGCAACAACGAGGAAGAAGACGAGAUUGGCAGCAGCAACGAACUGCGUGCCACGCAGCUCGUGCAAAAAGCCGGUAGCGGGCCAUUUAAACCCGCCAAGCCGCGGCACGUUGCUCAGUCGGCUCACGGUCGGAACGGCGUGCUGUUGUCUCUGGGCGCGCAGCUGGUGUGGCAGUGCGGCUAUAGACAACACUUGCCUGUGGCCCGCUUCGCCGGCUUGCCCUGCACAAAGCUCCUUUGUGCUCUUCCCGAGAUGUGCACCACCGUUGAAGGCACAGCCAAGCACAUGGACACGGGCGACGCUACCGGCAGGAGUGCUGACGGUUACGUGGUGACCGUUUCGUCCGAGGCGGCGCAACUCUUCCAUGACGACGGCAGACCGCGAGAGUUCGCCCCGGGAGCAGUUGCCAAGGCCAUGGCAGGACUGCGAGACCAAAGGAAGAUCCGUCAGUACUGCGACGUCGUGUUCCGCGCGGCCGACGGUGCGGAUAUCUGGGCACAUCGGUUCGUACUGUCUGCCAAGUUCUCGGGGUGCUACGCUCUCUUCACCCUCGCCAAAAAGGGCAUGAGUCCGGACCAGACGCAGAAGGACGUGUGGACGCCGCCAAUCCUGGUGGUGAUGGAAGAUUUGGACAGCGACAUGAUCGAGCUGCUCAUCGACUUCGCCUACCACACUCCGCUGCACGAGCGCAUCGGCCUGCACAACAUCGGCAAGGUGCUCGACCUCGCCGAGAAGCUCAAGAUAUUCCAAAUACGGGAUCACUGCCUGAGUACCCUCAAGAAGAACCUCGAUCCGGAAAGCUGCAUCAACAUUUACCACCUGGCCUCCAGCCGUGGCUACGAGCAUCUCGCAGGAGAAGCGUUUCGCUACUUGGUGCGGAACUUCGACGAGGUGUGGAAGAACACCACCCAGUUCCACGCACUGACGCCAGAGGAACUGCGCACCAUCCUCGAAGAUGACCACCUGUACGCUCCCAGCGAGGUGGAGGACACGUUCGGCGCCAUACUCAAGUGGAUCUCGGCCAACGUGGAUGAAAGGAAGGCCUACCUUGCCAAGUUCCUGCCGCUCGUACGCUUCUCACGUUGCUCCGUCACAGACUUCGAGAAAGUCAUCGGCAACCCACAAGUCGUGGAUGACGGAGACAGCCUGAAAGUGCUGAACGUGAUCCGCCAGACGCUCAACCAGCAGUCCAUGGCGGUUGGCGUAGUGGCCGGCGUUGACCUAUCCCCGAAGCUGUGGCUGACGCCUCGCGUUCCCAAGGACAUCCUGUUUCUCUUCGGUGGCUGGACAGUGGGGGCAACCAACAACAUGCUCACGUACAACUGCCGGGCAGCCAAGUGGCGCGUGAUGGGGAAUCAGUACACCUCGCCCAGGGCGUACCAUGGAGCGGCGGUGAUCAACCAGUGUAUCUACUUCGUGGGCGGCUUCAACGGCCGCGAGUGCUACCACUCGGUCGUCUGCUUCGAGGUGCCUCUCGCGAAAUGGAGCGCCAGGGCUAAUAUGGCGUACGCACGCUGCUACGUCAGUGUCGCCGUUCUCCAGGCAAGCACGGACAAGGAAACGCAGUCAUGGGGAAACGCCUCAAAAGCUACAGGAAGCGCGCAGUCUUCCACCGCGUGCUAUGCACCGGGGGAGUGGGGAGGGUUCGUCCUACUCGUGCGGCAGCUGCGUAUGGCGCGGCUAAGUGCUGCCAAGUGA
Dermacentor andersoni is the source of this 2313-nucleotide messenger RNA. The record is from RefSeq and is a predicted model, not a curated record. NCBI's taxonomy places the organism in Eukaryota, Metazoa, Arthropoda, Arachnida, Ixodida, Ixodidae.